Molecule: messenger RNA, 1832 nt
Organism: Sebastes umbrosus (honeycomb rockfish)
Lineage: Eukaryota; Metazoa; Chordata; Actinopteri; Perciformes; Sebastidae
Gene: sar1ab
Product: secretion associated, Ras related GTPase 1Ab
Exons: 7
Coding region: 151-747 (198 amino acids)
Biological process (GO): membrane organization; vesicle organization; intracellular protein transport
Cellular component (GO): COPII vesicle coat; endoplasmic reticulum exit site
Molecular function (GO): GTPase activity; GTP binding
Source: RefSeq, a predicted model, not a curated record
CAUGUGUUGGCCCCGCCCUCUUUAUAAACUAUACAGUGACGUAUUUCCGGCCAGCUGUCAAACUCGCAGGCUACAUGCCAGUGGACGGGACAGAGACCAAAGACCAACAGAUCAGGUUAUUAAUCCAGCAGAUCAAGGCAGUCCAGAGAAAUGUCUUUUAUAUUUGACUGGAUCUACAGGAGCUUCAGCAGUGUCUUGCAGCUAUUAGGGCUGUACAAGAAGAGCGGCAAGCUAGUGUUCCUCGGACUAGACAAUGCCGGAAAAACAACGCUCCUGCACAUGCUCAGAGACGACAGGCUAGGACAGCACGUGCCAACGCUACAUCCAACAUCUGAGGAGCUGACCAUAGCUGGGAUGACCUUUACGACGUUUGACCUUGGAGGUCACACACAAGCACGAAGGAUUUGGAAGAACUACCUCCCAGCCAUAAACGGUAUCGUCUACAUGGUGGAUUGUGCGGAUCAUGAGCGACUAGCAGAGGCUAAAGUUGAACUGGAUGCUCUGUUGACGGAUGAAACCAUCUCGAACGUCCCGGUUCUGAUCCUAGGGAAUAAGAUCGACCGUCCGGAGGCCAUCAGUGAGGAUGGGCUCAGAGGAGUCUUUGGUCUUCAUGGACAGACAACAGGAAAGGGCAAAGUGUCGCUGAAGGAGCUGAAUUUGAGGCCAAUGGAAGUUUUCAUGUGUAGCGUGCUGAAGAGGCAAGGAUAUGGAGAUGGUUUCCGCUGGCUCUCCCAGUAUAUUGACUGAUUCACGUUCUUUUAAUAACCUUGUUUACCUUAUUGUUCCACACAAAACUACCUGCCGCAAAGAGACAUUUUAUUAAAUAUUUAGGACUUUGACUGUGCGAGUAGGAAAUGUGUUACAAGUAGUGUUUUGUGUUCUGUAUUCUUCAUCAGUAUGUUAUAUCAAUCCUACCACAGCGAGUCAAAGACUAAGUUAUGAAUCAUCAGUCUGUAUUGUACAGAUUGAGUGUGGAGAAUAAUCUUCAUGGUUUCCACCUUUACUUAAAGCCUGUAGAGAACUCUGUCCGCCAUAUAGAACAUGUCAUCGCUGUGAACCAGUUUUCUGACCCGGGUUUAUUUUUAGCUGCUGGUGUAGACUUACAGUGAAGGUCAAUUUGGUUAACAUUUUGUGCUCGGGGUUGCUCUUCCUUGAUUGAGGAUGAAUAUUAUAAUCAUUAUAUCUUUAUAUUACCCUACUUCUUUCAAACUAAUGGGAAUUUUGAAGUACCAUAAAAUAUAUUGUCAAAGAACAGAAUAGUUUUCCUGGAAAGUGCUGCAGAGGUUUGGUGCCAUAUUUGUUAAUAAGAAAAUACAGUAGCCUGCUAUCACCAAGGAUACUGACAAAUCCACUGAUUGUAUGUUUUUCUUUAAUCAUUGAAGGGUUUACCACUACAGGCCAAUUGUAUGAAUGUGACCACAAGUGCAUUAACUGACAUUUUGCUGUGUCAAAUAACUGCAUCAGCACAGCCAGGUGGUGUAACAAACUCAUACUUGGAUGCCAAAUUACCUGUUUUCAUGAUGGUUAACUGCUGUGAAACAACUUGAGUACUUUGUGAUUAGUGGCUGCUCACAACGGGCAGUGAUAUUAUGAGAGUACUUUGGUGGUGCUUAAAAAUAAGGCAUGCAAAAGAUAUGCAUGAAAUUACCUCUUAGUGCAAUACUACACAUUAUUUUGUAUAUAAGCUCUUAUUUAUAUUUUGAAAUAAAAAUUUGGCUUGCCUUAUGUUACAUCAAGCUCUGAAGUAAUGUAUCUGUUACAAAAGGUAGGUCAUAUUGUUAUUAAAACGUGUGAAGUUUGAGCAUAAUAAAUAUUUUUGACAAUCCUUUAAA